CGCUGUUCUCAACAAUGUAGCACAUACAUUUGGCCUAAUGGACACAAUCAAGAAGGUUUUGGACAACAGAAGGAGCCAAGUAGAGCAGGGAGAAGAGCAAUUUCUCUAUACUCUAACAGAUUUAGAACGCCAGUUAGAAGAGCAGAAGAAGCAAGCUCAGGAUCACAGGCUGAAAUCACAGACAGUUCAAAAUGUGGUACUGAUGCCUGUGAGCACUCCUAAACCUCCAAAGAGGCCCCGGCUCCAGCGGCCAGCCUCCACCACCGUCCUGAGUCCUUCUCCUCCUGUCCAGCAGCCUCAGUUCACGGUCAUCUCACCCAUCACCAUCACCCCGGUGGGUCAAUCAUUUUCCAUGGGCAAUAUUCCAGUGGCCACCCUCAGCCAGGGCUCCAGUCCUGUGACUGUCCACACACUGCCUUCUGGGCCUCAGCUCUUCCGCUAUGCCACAGUGGUCUCCUCUGCCAAGAGCAGUUCACCAGACACAGUGACCAUUCACCCUUCGUCUAGCCUGGCCCUGCUAAGCUCCCCUGCUGUGCCGGAUGGGAGUACCCUGGGCAACAUGACCACCAUGGUAAGCCCUAUGGAGUUGGUGACCAUGGAGUCUGGCCUGACCUCAGCAAUCCAGGCUGUUGAAAGCACCUCAGAGGACGGGCAGACCAUCAUUGAGAUUGAUCCAGCCCCAGACCCAGAGGCUGAGGAUACUGAGGGCAAAGCCGUCAUUUUGGAGACAGAGCUGAGGACUGAGGAGAAAGUGGUGGCUGAGAUGGAAGAACACCAGCAUCAAGUCCACAAUGUGGAGAUUGUGGUCUUAGAGGAUUAACUGGGGAUCUUGGGGCCAGGAGAUAUGUUUUGGUUUGGAAUUUUAAUUAUUUGUUUAUUUUUAUCAUUGUCCUGCUCAUUUCCAUAUAGGGUCCCCCCCCUUUUUUUAAAAAAAAAAAAAGAAGCAAAAUCUCAUUGUUGUAACUGAAAUGUUGGGUCUCUCCCACCCCAUCAUUGAAAAAUGGACAAAAACAAGCUGCCCUACCGGAAGUUGAGAGUAGGUCACUCAAUGUCUUAACCCUUUUACACCAAGAAAGUUAUUUCUUUUAGGGGAGGCAUUAAGAUAACCAGAAAUCCCAUCCAGAAAGCUGUUUUCAGACUAGUCUGUGUGCGCAUGUUGUUUUAUUCUUGUAAAGAUGCAUUGACCAAACUCUGGAACACAUCUGACACUGGAAGGCAACCCAUUCACAUGUGGAUGCAGAAGGAUACUUUAUUUUGUAUCCUGGAAAGGGCCCUCAGAGGCCAGUACAAAACUCUGAAACAAAAGGAAAUUGAACUCUGCUUGGAGGGGAAGGUGGCAUACCAGCUUAAAAAGGGAAGUGCUUUGACCAGGAUGGGGCAGGAAAUUAUCUUCCAGAAGUGCAACUGAUGCCUCUUAAGAUCUCUGAGGGAUGUUACCCUGGGUGCCAGGAGAGGCCAGUGAUAAGUGGAAGGGUGCAUCUCCACAGAGCAAGUGGCACCAGAAACCAGUGGCUUUAUAGAAGCAGACAUCCAGGAGGUCACAGCUAUGCUUUGGGAUUUGAGAUGGUAACCCAACUUGUCCUCCGCUUUGUCAAAGCACUUACUCUCCUAAACUAGGAUCAGUCCAUUCAUUUGCAAACUGUUACGUGGUAUAAAUUGCUCUGGUUCUUGGACUGUGGCUGUCGUGGGGGUGGGGCUCCAAGGCCAUCAUCUGUGUUGCAUGACUCUAGGAGCCGUGGAGUUCCUCAUCCAGAUCAGCUGCCUUUUUUUGGUGGGGCCCUUUUUUGGCUUUGGAACCAAAAGCAGCCACUCAUUUGGUGCUUCCUCUUGUUCAUCCUCCUCCCCUCAACUGUUAAUGGCAUCUGUCUUCUGGAUCCCACGCUCUUCAGCUUUCUGGCUGAUUUGGAGAACAGUGACAGGUGCCUGCCUGCCUUCAUCCCCUUUUAGAUUCAUUUAUACCACAGAUGUUUCCGUGAAAUAUUGAGCUCAUAAAAAAGCCUUAGGCUUGGCAGGAAGACUCAACACCCCCAGCCUAUCCUGAGGCACCGAGUAGAUGUCUCCUCCUGAGUGAGCUGGACUCCCUGGGAAAGAAGCAUUGUCUGGAACAUUAUAUUAUAGGAAAUGUACCAGGAAUGUUAAUAAUAAUGUCUUUGGGGGGGAGGGGACUUUCUUUUAUUUCUUUUUUUUUUCAAAUAUUGUUUGUAUAUUUAGAGCUGGGCCAUUUUUCAUGCUGUGAUUCCCUCUCUGACCAUUUUC
Molecule: messenger RNA, 2256 nt
Organism: Talpa occidentalis (Iberian mole)
Lineage: Eukaryota; Metazoa; Chordata; Mammalia; Eulipotyphla; Talpidae
Product: glucocorticoid modulatory element-binding protein 1-like
Exons: 2
Coding region: 38-820 (260 amino acids)
Biological process (GO): positive regulation of transcription by RNA polymerase II
Cellular component (GO): nucleus
Molecular function (GO): DNA-binding transcription activator activity, RNA polymerase II-specific; RNA polymerase II cis-regulatory region sequence-specific DNA binding
Source: RefSeq, a predicted model, not a curated record